AUGUGCUCUGGCGGUGUCCAUCACAUGGCGGACGAAAGCUCAGCAAAUAUCCAUCGGGGUCGCAGGGCGGUGUGCCGAGGACUUAUUCGCACAAAUCUACAGUCACAGCUUCGAGGCAAUCCCCCUACAGCUUCCGGUAAGGCUAACUUACGGAUUCGUUUCGCUUGCCUCUUUAAAUGA
Messenger RNA from Protopolystoma xenopodis, 180 nucleotides. The record is from the annotation of a GenBank genome assembly. NCBI's taxonomy places the organism in Eukaryota, Metazoa, Platyhelminthes, Monogenea, Polystomatidea, Polystomatidae.